UGGUGAAAAAAAACAGCUAAGUUUGUUUACUGGAUAUACUGAAGAAUAAAUUAUUCAUACCAUAUUAAAAUAUAAGAUGAAUACCUUUGAGGAGCUAAGUGAUGUCGAAUUGAGGCAGAAAUUAUUAGUCCUUGGAUAUCCUAAAAUACCUAUCACAGAGACUACGCGUGGUAUACUCAUAAAUAAAUUACGAAAAAACUUCAAAUCCAACUCUAUGCUGUCACACCGUAGGAAUCCUGGUCAGAUGUCUAAACAUGAUUUGCCAAUGACUCGGCGCAUAUAUAAUAUUAAGUCCACAGUUAAGGAAGAAAUGCAGACCGCUAACUGCACUGAACAUAAAUAUAAUCGCACUCUUAAAGAGUACUUGCCUUUUACUGUGAGUGGCCUGCAACAUACUGAUCAUUUAUAUUCACCUACGACGGAUUUUAUUCUAAGUUCGCCAGAAACGAAUGUUUCCAAUACCUCCUGCAAAGAAUCUCAUUUAGGAGUUGUAAGCAGAUUAUUGAGUUUCCGGGAAAAAACGUUUCGAAAACCAAAAGCAUGUGAACAUAAUUUCCAAACACUUCUGUCGUUACCAAAAGAAACUAACAAAUAUCUCAGCAAAUCAAAGAGGACGAUGUGUGAUUUUUUAUCGUAUAUAAGCACUCAAUCCCUGCUAAAUCAAAGCUUUAAACCUUGCGUGCUAGUUGGAACGUUCAUAGUAUUUUUUAUUUGCUUGGGAUUAAUUUACAUAUUUCAAAGUCCAAAGCAUUUGCAAACUUACAAUUUCGUAAGUCAAAUACCGGUAUGCGAUGGUACCUUCACAACAGAUGAUUGUUUGUCUCCAGUCGACGCGGAUAUUGCAAUUAAUUUAAUAGCGGAAAUUGAGAAAACCCUUAAAAUUCGUUCUAAAAAGUAUGAAUGUAACAAUAAAAAAACUUCAAUUAGCGAAGCAGAGCUCAUAAAUUAUAUGGAAACAAUGGGCCAUAAUUACAAUGUGCACACUUGGAGGAAACAUUUGAUACAUGCGAGAUUUCUUAUAAAGCAAAACCCUCAGUGGAAUAUAGCAACAACAGAUGGGGAAAACUACAAAUUUUUAAUAGUAAAUCCUGUAUUUUGCUUUUUGGUCACAAAGCUUCAAAGUUUCUUUGUGAUUAUUGGUAUAGGAGCUAUAAUUGCUCUACUGUCUGGAAUAAGCUAUACAAUAUAUCGUUACAUCAGGGCUUGGCGAGUGAAUCGUUCUAAUAUUAUUGAACAGUUCACUACAGACAUUGUAAACGAACUCAUUUAUAGAGCUUCUCUUAGCGAAACUCCAGAAGAACGUGAAGUGAUUAUAAUUCAUUUGCGUGAUAAACUGAUUCCUUUUAAGAAACGAAGCACUCAUUUAAAAUUUUGGAAAGAAGCAUUACAAAUUUUAGAUGCAACAGAUAGCCGAAUACAAUUUGGUGUAAAAAAUGUGGAUGGAGAAGAUUAUCGAACAAUGAAAUGGAUAGGUAAUGCAAAUGGUAAUACUCGAGCAAAUGGGCUUCUUAAGAAAUGGCAAAGUCCAGCAUUCGAUUGCGCAAAUAAAAUUGAUAACCCACCUACUUCAUGUUUAAAAAUUCGGCAUAUGUUUGACUCCUCAGAAGUCAACAUUCCGAAUUUGAAACAAAUAAUAGAAGCAGCUCUAAUAGAGAAAGUGGGAACUCGUUGUUGUAUUCAAGAUAUCCAGAUUGAUAAACAAAGUUGCUGUGUUUAUGUUCGAUGUGGUAGUGAGAUUGAUGCUGGUAUAAUACAUAAUGAGAUUAAUGGCUGGUGGUUCGACAAACGUUUAAUAUCGAUUAAAUUCUUACGACUACAGCGGUAUCUAGCACGUUUUCCGAACAGUGUGGGCUUAGAUUCCUAAGUAAAACAACAGCCUGUUGACUUUUGUAUUUAAAUACAUUUAUUGUAAUUAUCCUUUUAUUUAAUUUGAAUGAAAAAAACGGCAGUUAAACGAAGCAGCGAAUAUCGUCUGCCUUACUAAAUAAUAUGAUCCGUAAAAUAUUUUAAUUUUCUAAAUAAAAUGUAAUUAAUUAUAAAUAUUUUUCAUAGUUCGUAGAUCCUGCGCGUUUAAAGGGGGAUACACGACAUCAGCUUACUGGCGUCAUCAAGGGAUUGUAAAAUCAAGCUCGAAGCAUAGAACAUACCAGCAUGCUGGUACAAUAUUUAUUUCUUUA
Molecule: messenger RNA, 2177 nt
Organism: Rhagoletis pomonella (apple maggot)
Lineage: Eukaryota; Metazoa; Arthropoda; Insecta; Diptera; Tephritidae
Product: inner nuclear membrane protein Man1-like
Exons: 1
Coding region: 77-1864 (595 amino acids)
Biological process (GO): negative regulation of BMP signaling pathway; nuclear envelope organization
Cellular component (GO): nuclear inner membrane
Molecular function (GO): chromatin DNA binding
Source: RefSeq, a predicted model, not a curated record